Molecule: messenger RNA, 2247 nt
Organism: Tuber melanosporum (Perigord truffle)
Lineage: Eukaryota; Fungi; Ascomycota; Pezizomycetes; Pezizales; Tuberaceae
Exons: 8
Coding region: 170-1846 (558 amino acids)
Source: RefSeq, a predicted model, not a curated record
GCCUAGCCCACCGAAGGGAAAGUUGUUUCUGGCGUUGAAUCUAUCUCUCCGUUCAUUCCUACCGUCUAUGUUUCCUGACGACUAAAAGAACGCCCCGUUUCACCUGCCAUUCCGCCAUCAAAAGUCUCUUCUUGACGAAGCCAAGACACAAGGAAACAAUUCUUGUCCCAUGGCAGAGCGUUUGGCUGUUUUCGGGGUUUUGGCCCUCUCGUCGAUUGCUGGCAACACCGCCGAUUCUCUCUGUCGAUACGCCGAUUUGUUGCCAGACUCAUCCCGCGAUAUUCGCAGCGUAGUCAAAUGCCUUUAUGAUAUAAGGGCCACCUUAAGGGACCUUGAUUUUGCUUUUCAGGAUCAUCGCUUUAACCGCCUUGCUCGAGAGUUGCUGGACGACAUCGUGUUGGGUAUCGGUAGUUGCUCGAGGUCUCUUCGUGAGCUGGAUAAUAUUGUUGCACGAUACACUUCUGGGCGGCGGGCUGCCUCACCUCGAAAAACCUGGCACGAGAUCCAAUCUUAUUUUCAUAAAGCCGAAGGUUUUCCUUUGGGUAGUCGCUUAGAUGUUCACCGGACUUUUUUGCUGCAAUUGAAAGGGAUUUUGCAACAUAAAUCGGGAAACCGAACCGAAAUGUCAAGACUCCGGGAGGAGAUGAAAUAUUUCGCAACCAACCAGGAAAGAGUAGCGAAAAGAAUGAGAGAUCUGGAGGAAAGUCAGAGAAGGGCUUCUGAGGAAAAGGCCUAUAUGGCUCGAUAUCCACCAACGCCUCCCUAUGGCUCGCCGUCACGGCGUUCCUCGCGCUCUUUCAGCCCUGUAUCUCCACCUCAUUCGGUCAAUGUUGACCCUGUGCGCUACAUGACCCCAGCACAUGACUCCCGGCCCGCAACACCUAUGGCCCCGAUUACCCCAAAUACACCAAUAUCGCCGCCACCUCGGGACCGUAGGUUCCCCCCCCCAGCGCCAACUCCGCUUCCGCCAUCACCGCCAGGCCCAAGACUGCGUGGAGGCAAUGUGAAUGUUAGGCCUGAUUGGUGGGCCGGUGUUUUUGAUGGGACGGCCGGGUCUACCGGGUUUGUGAAUACUGCCAAAACUGCCGAGGGAUCACAAUGUUUUGGGAUGCCAAUGGACACACUUAAUAUGGCAAGAGAAGAGAUUGAGAUUAUUAAAGUGGAAUUUGAUAAUGACCUUACUCUUCGCCUCUACCGCGAUGAGACGACCGAAGCCGCGAAAGUUGUCUGCACGGUUGGUCAACCAUAUUCGGGUGGGUGGGUCAACGACCGCCGAGGACACACCAAAUUCCAAACAUUCAUCGAUGCAUCUCUUUUGACUGUAUCCCGAGCUGGAUCCAGUCUCCAUCUUAAGCGCCGCGGUAUCCUAUGGGCUUGUUUAUAUUUUGCAGAUAUCGAAAAUAUGGUGUUAUUUUAUCAUACCUUCUUGGCGUUAAGAUUCAACGGUCCGAAGGCACCGACGCCCAAAAAAUCAGAGUAUUGGCUUGACGGAGAAGAGCUUCUUUUUAGCGGUGAAAUCGACGAUGAGGGUUAUCCUCACAUUUUAAGAGUAUUGCAGGACCGGGACUCCGGAGUAGUAAGAUUGGCCUCCGCCAAUGUCAAAGGCGAACAAACCGAUGUAACCAUUUGGACUGCUUUUAUUACGGAUUAUAUUGGUAUUCCUGACUGGCUUCGUUACUCGCGAAGUAAUUCAAUUAUCCUAAGGGACCUACGGCAGUUUUCGUUUUCGGUCUACUUUGACACCAACACAUGGAAGAAUUACGAACUGCGUUUCAGGAAUCCUGGAGACGCUCGCGCAUUUGAGAGGGUCAUCAAGGAGAUUAGAUUGCCUUCUUACUCUCUUUAAUAUCAGCAACCAUUUCUUUACCAAAAGUUUAGUAGAUAUUUGGAUUCUCAUUGCAGGCGCUCAUCCGCUUUCCACCUCUCAUUUGUUUCACGAUUUACGAAGUUAUGAAAGCUAUGAAUUAGUUAUGCUAUGGAAAGGAUUAUCUUUUCUUUGCCUUUCUUUGACUUUUGAGUAAGUUUAUCAGUAGUUGGAUAUCAUUCUCGUUUAUUCUGUUCUCUUCUAGUCAUUUGUGUGCCUUGAAGCAGGUGCUUUUGGUUUUUCUAUUAUCACUAUUAUUAUUACUAUUAUCCUUGCUUUUAUGUAUGAUGGAAGGUGGCUAGGGAAGGCAAAGUGGCGUGAUGUUGGAGUUGGGGGCUCUGGUAUUGUUUUUGUAAAUGGAACUGUGGUGCAGUCUACGAGUA